Messenger RNA from Lagopus leucura (white-tailed ptarmigan), 1006 nucleotides. RefSeq names its product translocase of inner mitochondrial membrane 50 (gene TIMM50). The transcript is spliced from 8 exons. The record is from RefSeq and is a predicted model, not a curated record. NCBI's taxonomy places the organism in Eukaryota, Metazoa, Chordata, Aves, Galliformes, Phasianidae. The coding region runs from base 62 to 841 and encodes 259 amino acids. Gene Ontology annotation, molecular function: phosphoprotein phosphatase activity.
GUCCCCGAUGAGUUUGAUGGUGGAAGAAAGAGAUUGGGAUUUUCACCCUCCUUGAGACCCCAUGCAUUCACCCAUGCUUGGUUCCACAGACCCUGUGGGCAUCCAGCAGCUCCGCAGGACAUAUAAGUACUUCAAGGACUACAGGCAGAUGAUCAUCGAGCCCACCAGUGCCAAGCUGCUGCCAGACCCUCUGCGUGAGCCCUACUACCAGCCGCCCUACACUCUGGUCAUCGAGCUCACCGACGUCUUGCUGCACCCCGAAUGGUCGCUCAUCACUGGCUGGCGUUUCAAGAAGCGUCCGGGCAUCGACAGCCUCCUGCAGCAGCUCGCGCCGCUCUACGAGAUCGUCAUCUUCACCUCCGAAACGGGCAUGACUGCCUUCCCCCUCAUCGACAGCAUCGACCCGCACGGCUUCAUCUCCUACCGCCUCUUCCGCGAUGCCACCCGUUACAUGGAUGGGCACCACGUCAAGGACAUCUCCUGCCUCAACAGAGAUCCUGCCAAGGUGGUGGUGGUGGACUGCCGCAAGGAAGCCUUCUGCCUGCAGCCCUACAACGGCCUGGCGCUGCGCCGCUGGGACGGCAGCUCCGAUGAUCGCGCCCUCUACGACCUCACUGCUUUCCUCAAAACCAUUGCCCUCAGUGGUGUUGAAGACGUGAGGAGCGUGCUGGAGAACUACGCGCUGGAGGACGAUCCGCUGGCGGCUUUUAAACGCCGCCGGUCGCAGCUGGAGGAGGAGGAGCAGCAGCGUUUGGCUGAGAUGGCGCAGGGCAAGAAGCCGACGGGGCUCUUCCUGGGCGCCCUGGCUGGCCGUCUCUGGGCACGAUCCAAGCAGCAGUGAUGGCCCAAGAUGUUGUCAUCGUGUCACCAGGACGUUGUCAUCGCGUUUACUGCAUGCUUGGACUUGACUGGUGGUCCUGGCGCUGUGUCUGAGCUACAUUUCUUUUUUCUGUUUUGUUAUUUUGGGAGGUUUGGCUCCGCGAGGGUGAAUAAAGGGUUACGUGGA